AUGUCGGAGCCAUGGCGCCUCGUUGGACCGAUCACGGCCACGGCGGCUGCGAGGUGGAAGGAGCUCCACGGCGAGCGGUCGUGGGAGGGCCUGCUGCGGCCGCUGGACCUGGACCUCCGGCACACGGUGAUCUGGUACGGCGAGAUGGCGCAGGCCACGUACGACGCGUUCAUCCACGAGAGUCACUCGCCCCACGCCGGCCACUCGCGGUUCGGCAGGAAGCGCUUCUUCGAGCGCGUGAUGCUGCCGGGUCAUGCCACCACGUACCGGGUCACCAGGUUCCUGUACGCCAUGUCCUCCGCCCGCGCCGCGCCGACCAACGCGUUCGUGAGGGGCGGCCACUCGCGGCGCGGGUACAAGGAGUCCAACUGGAUCGGGUACGUCGCGGUGGCCACGGACGAGGGGAAGGCGGCGCUCGGGCGCCGGGACGUGGUCGUCGCGUGGGGCGGCACCGUCCAGGCAAUGGAGUGGGUCGACGACCUCGAGUUCGCCAUGGUGCAUCCCAAGGGCAUCCUCGGCGACGCCACCGGCGUCGACGCCAUGGUGCACCGCGGCUGGCUCUCCACCUAUACCUCCACCGACCCGGCCUCCACCCACAACAAGGAAAGCGCCAGAGACCAGGUGCUGGCUGAGGUGCGGAAGCUGGUGGACACGUACAAGGACGAGGAGGUGAGCAUCACGGUGACGGGGCACAGCCUCGGGGCGGCGCUGGCCACGCUGAGCGCGUUCGACAUCGCCGAGAACGGCUACAACUGCAAGCCCGCGGCGGCGUUCCCAGUCACGGUGUUCGCGUUCGCCAGCCCGCGCGUGGGCGGCACCGGCUUCAAGAAGCGGUUCCACGCCGCGGCGACCGCCGGCCUCCGUGUCCUGCGCGUCCGCAACGCCCGGGACGUUGUGCCCAGGUACCCGGCGCUGCCGUACCACGACGUGGGCGCCGAGCUGGUAAUCGACACCAGCGCGUCGCCGUACCUGAAGAUUCCCGGCGACAAGCACAUGUUGCACAAUCUGGAGUGCUACCUGCACGGGGUGGCGGGCGCGCCGACGGCGGCCGGAGAGGGGUUCGAGCAUGUGGUGGAGCGGGACGUGGCGCUGGUGAACAAGUCGUACGACGCGCUGAAGGACGAGUACGGGGUGCCGGCGGCGUGGUGGGUGCCGUGGAACAGGGGCAUGGUGAUCGGGGACGACGGGCGCUGGAGGCUGGUGGAUUGCGAGGACGAGGACGACAGGGAACACGCCGUCGUUCCGGUGAAAAAGUGA
This is a messenger RNA of Hordeum vulgare subsp. vulgare (domesticated barley), 1257 nucleotides long. Its product is annotated as phospholipase A1-II 6-like. Gene Ontology annotation, biological process: lipid metabolic process. The record is from RefSeq and is a predicted model, not a curated record. Lineage: Eukaryota; Viridiplantae; Streptophyta; Magnoliopsida; Poales; Poaceae. Gene Ontology annotation, molecular function: glycerophospholipid phospholipase A1 activity. The coding region runs from base 1 to 1257 and encodes 418 amino acids. The transcript is spliced from 2 exons.